GUUAUGGUACUACCAAAAAUCUUCAAAGUGCCUUUGAUCAAUUUUUAGCUAGUGCUGAAGCUGGUAAUGUUACUUCUCAAAUGGAUUUAGGUAGAUGUUAUGAAGAUGGCAUUGGUAUUAAAAAGAAUAUUCCUAAAGCUAUAGAAUGUUAUGAAAAAGCUUCUAAAGGUGGUCUCGCUCUUGCUCAAAAAAAAUUGGAUAAUUUAUUAAAACAACAACGCCGACUUCAAAGCGCCACUAAAAAACAACCACAACACCUACAACAACUGCAACUAUCUGAAAGUACUGUAAACGCUAUUUAGUUUAUUGUAAUUUUGUAUUAUUAUAGUCAAUAAUAAAGAAAAAUAG
This is a messenger RNA of Rhizophagus irregularis DAOM 181602=DAOM 197198, 348 nucleotides long. NCBI's taxonomy places the organism in Eukaryota, Fungi, Glomeromycota, Glomeromycetes, Glomerales, Glomeraceae. The record is from RefSeq and is a predicted model, not a curated record.